This is a messenger RNA of Trypanosoma cruzi, 720 nucleotides long. RefSeq lists its product as uncharacterized. NCBI's taxonomy places the organism in Eukaryota, Euglenozoa, Kinetoplastea, Trypanosomatida, Trypanosomatidae. The transcript has a single exon. The record is from RefSeq and is a predicted model, not a curated record. Bases 1 to 720 code for a protein of 239 amino acids.
AUGCGCCGUCAUGCUUUGAAACGUGUCAUGAUGUCUGUCCCGGCUGCAUCGGCCAUCGCCGCGCCAAACCGAGGCAUUUUCACGGUAUGGGGGUCUGUUCCACUUGAGGCCUGGGCGUCGCAGGAGCCCUGGCUAACGCGCAUGAGCAGCAUGUCAAAGUAUCGUAGCUUUGAGUUUUUUCAUGUGCCGGAGGUUGAGGCCCCGGAGGGCGUUCAACUCUCUGCGGUGGAGAAGUACCUGCUCAGUUGCGUGGAGGACGACACCAACCGUCUGCUGAAUUUAUCCUGGACGUAUGGUUUUGACCCCUUCUGGAGCGACCGCGUGUACUCCCAUGACGUCCUCUUUCAGAUUUUGUAUCAGCACAACUACCCUAUCUACAAGUUCUUCUUUGGCGACUGCUCGAGCAACGAGGAAGGACGAAAAUAUAUUGAGAAGAAACUGAAUUAUCUUAAGUCCGUGUUGCAAUGGGCAGUGAUGACGGAGAGGUGCUACACGACCAUUGCGAAGGCCAGAUUCACGCUGCAGCGUGAGGUCUGGAAUUCUUUGGAGCGUGAGCGGUACUUAAUGGGAUGCGUGGAGGCCCUGGAAGAAUUCAAGAAGGAGGUGCCGAGGGAGUUUGCCGAGAAGGCCAUUGGGGAACUUGAAACCGAACUCAGCUCCGUGCGGCACUGGGUGUGGGACUGCCCCAAUGCGAAGCGAUUAUACAAACAACUGUCAUGA